This is a messenger RNA of Bufo gargarizans (Asiatic toad), 1596 nucleotides long. RefSeq names its product suppressor APC domain containing 2 (gene SAPCD2). NCBI's taxonomy places the organism in Eukaryota, Metazoa, Chordata, Amphibia, Anura, Bufonidae. The transcript has 6 exons. The coding region runs from base 56 to 1081 and encodes 341 amino acids. The record is from RefSeq and is a predicted model, not a curated record.
GCUCUCCGCACUCUGCGCUCGCCGUGUCCGGCUCGGUCUCCCAGGUUCGGGGCUCAUGGAGGCGGCGCCCAGCACCCAGGGGUUACCCCGCGCCUUCCUCCACAGCCUGCGCACCCUGUUCGACAUCCUGGACGAUGAGCGCCGGGGCUACGUGCACAUCCAGGAGAUCGAGAGCCGCUGGAGGGGGGCGGACACCCGCGAGCUGCCCCCCGGGGUGCUGCUGUGCCUCAGGAAGGUGGCGCCCCCCGACGGAUACCUCACUUUCGACCGAUUCGUUCUGGGUCUCCGGACUUCAAUGCUGAACUCUCAGAACAGGGAGAACUACCAGGUGGGGGCGCCCGGAGCUCCGGCCAAAGCACCUGGGAAAGUGGGGUACACCUGCAAGCCCCAACCUCUGGGGGUGCGCUACGUCAACGGCACCCACCCCGGCCGCAGUGCUGAGGGGGACGGGACCACCGGCAGGACAGCAGGAGAAGGAGCGAAGCCGAUGUGCAGGUCGCACAGCGAAUCGACGAGCCAAGGCCUGGCGGACAAGUGCCGGCACCAGCGCAGCCGCGGCGAGCACCGACGACACACCAUUACUAAUGGAGUGGACUACACCCUGCUGAAGAGGAUGAAGGAGAUGGAACAUGAGAAGGAUCUUCUGCUGCAGGGACUGGAGCUGGUGGAGCGGGCACGGGACUGGUACCUACAGCAGAUCCAUAAUGUGCAGGAACAGCAGAGGAACCUGGCAAAAACGGACCCCUGCAGCGAGGGUCACCAGGGGCCCCUCAACCAUCUGCUCCCCAAACUACAGGAUGUGAAUCGAUGUCUGAGCGAACUGAUGACUCCAUGCAAGGCGGCUGUACACUCCUCAUCAUCCUCCUCCUCCUCUGCGCCUGCCGCAAACCUCGUCCCUGGGCAGCAGCAAGCGCUGAAUAUGCUGAAGGAUCAGAAUCGGCUGCUCACAAAGGAAGUGUCGGAUAAGAGUGACCGCAUCACCCAGCUGGAGCAGGAGAAGUCGGCUCUAAUCAAGCAGUUGUUUGAGGCGAGGGCCCGAAGUCAUCAGGAAACCAACCCCAUGGACUCCACCUUUAUGUAGACGGAUUCCCUGCAGCGGGCACGACGGUGGCGGAUACGGCAUCAGUAUAGACGGUUCUGCCUCUUGCGGUACAUGUGAGACUGAUUUCAAGGACUUGGUAUUUUAUGCACAAAAAGAAAACUUUUUAAACUUUGAUAUCUGAUGAAACACUCCAGAUUCACUCCUCGCUGCUAAAGAGAUUUUUGCUAAUGUUUACAGCUCGCAGUCUGCUCCAGGACGGACGCUAACUGUUUCUUAAAGGUAUCUUCUUCCUUUAAGUCGUCAAGGCAAAACACAAUCACGAAAGUUGGCGUCGCAGUAACACACAUUCUCCACAUGGUGGCAUCAGAGUCCACACCAGCACAGUGUAUGGGAUGAUUCUACGGCCUCCCGCCGGGGUAUCUGCACGUUUCUGCGUUUCUUUCCCUGAUGACGGUACUCUUGACGAUGAGUUGCACAAAUUUAGGGUCUAUUUACACGUCCGUUUUUUCUUUCCUGAUCUGUUCCGUUUUUUGCUGAACAGAUCUGGACCAGAU